Plasmodium yoelii is the source of this 6288-nucleotide messenger RNA. RefSeq names its product conserved Plasmodium protein, unknown function. The transcript has a single exon. Bases 1 to 6288 code for a protein of 2095 amino acids. The record is from RefSeq and is a predicted model, not a curated record. NCBI's taxonomy places the organism in Eukaryota, Apicomplexa, Aconoidasida, Haemosporida, Plasmodiidae.
AUGACGAAAAGCAAAGAUAUCGAAGGCAACCGAUUUUCUUUUUCGAAAAAAAAAAAUUGGGCAAGAAUAAAUUUCACAUUUUUAGUAUUUGUACUUGGGAUAAAAACACUCUUUUGUAUAUUAUUAUUUUUAUAUCAUCAAAUAGUACUAUUUUUUAUAUUUUUCAUAUCAACAACAAUAUCGUUAUAUGCAUUAGUGAUUAAUACAUUUACAAGCUUGAUAUUAUAUAUAGUAGUAUUAUUUUCUAUAUUAUCUUCAAUAGGGUUAUCAUCUUUAGGAAUAGUACACAUUGAUUAUAUAUUUAAUAUUUUUUAUGAUGAUUUUAUAUUUUCUCUAUUUUAUUCUCUCGUUCCAUUAUUUGUAUUAGAAUUAUUUUCUUCUAUUAUUUACACAUGUAUUAAAAAAAGGAAAAAAGGAUAUAUAGAAAGACGAUUAAGAGCGUUAAAAAUAAUAAUUGAUGAAAAUAAAAAUAAAGAAUAUCAAGAAAACCUUUUAUUUUUACAAAUAGAUUUGGAGAAUAACCAACUAAGCACAUAUGACAAAAAUUAUAAAUAUUAUUUAACUCAUUAUAAAAAUAAAAAAUAUAUAUGUAUAGAAAAAAAAACAGAUUAUUCUACUGAUGAAGAUGAUAGUAAUCAAUAUUUAUUAAGUUUUGAAGAUGUUGAUCACCGAAAAAAUAAAAAUGUAACAAAAAUUACUCCUAUAUCAUAUGAUAAUAUAAGUGAAGAUUUGAGUUUUGUUCAUUCUGGAAUUAAAAAAUAUGAAAAAAAACAUGGAUCCAAUAAUAAGAAAAAUAAAAAAAAAAGCCAAAAUAAAGAAGCUAAAGUAGAUAAAAAAAACAUAUCAAAUGAAAAUGAUAAAACUGAAGAAAUAGAUAAAUAUAAUUUGACUUAUAAUUUUGAAUUAGAACAAAAUACACAAGAAAGUUCUAUCAGCUUUCAAAAUAUAUCACAUGUGCAGGAUAAAUGUGAAAAUAAAAUCAUAUUAAAUAAUUUAUGUGAAAAAAAAGACAUGUCCAAUGUAAAUAUAUCAAACGACCAAAAUUCUGAGACUUCAAAAUAUUUGAGUUCGUUAUCAUGUAUUAAAAAUGAAGAAAUUAGUGAAAACAAGGAUACAGAAAAUCUUCGAAAAAGUUCAAAUAACAAUAAAUCUUAUUUAGAUUCCAAAGAAAUUACUAUUGUUGAUACUUAUAAAAAAUUGAUAACAAAACCAUUGAUGCUUUCUGAGCAUGAAAAUAUAUCUAUCAAAAAUGAGGAUAAUAAAAAUGAUUUAGAAAAUCAUUCAAAUAAAAAAGACUCUAAAGAAGUAAAUAACAAGGAAGAAGAAAAUGUAAUAAUCGAUAAAUUUAUUAAAAAAAACGAAGAAUCACAGGAAAUAAAUGAAGAUUCAUAUAUAGAGACAGUAAAAGAAAUUCAAACAUUAUCUGAAGAAAAAAACAAUCAUAAAGAAAUUAACCAAAAUAACCAACUCGAAGUUAAAAAAAAUAAUAAAACAAAAGUCUCAUCAAACAAAAAUUUAACACACAAGGAAAGAUCUAGAACAUCAUCAAGUAACUUUAUACAAAAUGAAGGGGAAAAUAAAAUUAAAAAAAUUGAAAAAAAAAAAAAAAAUAACAAAAAUACAGGAUCAACAUUGGAAUUAAAUACUUCUGUUUUGGUAAAGAAACAAGAAGAUACAAUGAUUAAUAUUGGUGAAAAUAAUAAUAAACAAAAUGAAACAUGCGAUCAAAAUAAAAUUAGAAAUAUAACCCCUGAUUAUUUUACAUCCAUAAAAAAAUCAAAGAAAGAUAUUAAUAAUUGUAUAUCUUUGGAAGAAAAACAGAAAAAUGAAUUAUUAGUAAAUGAUUUCUUAAAGGAUGAAAAAAUGAAACAAUCAAAAACAAUUUUAAAAGUUAAUAACACAUCACUAAAUGUUACUUCCCUACCAAUUAUUAAUACUACUAUUAAUAAUAUGCACCAAAUUAUGAAUCACAAUAAAAAUGUUAUAAAUGAUUGUGGCCCAGUAAAGGAAAGCUCAAAUACAAUUGACCGAACAAAACCCAUAGUUAAUAAAACGAAGCUAGUUACUAAUAUUAAUACCUUAAAAAAAAAUAAUGUUGAUAUAAAUUUUACAAAGGAAAAGGAGGGAAAAAUUAAUAAUGAUGAAGAAAAAAAUAUAUUAAAUGUAAAAAAUUUAUCUGAAAAAAAAACCUCUGAAAAUUCAAAGCACCAUGAAAAAAAAAGAAGUACUAGUAAUCAUAUGAAAAAGGAAAUGAAAAUAAAUAAAGAAAAAAAUAACAAAGAAUGUGAAAAUGUUUUAAAGGAACAAAAUAAGACAUUGAUAAAAAAUAAAAAAAUAGAUCCAUUUACCAUUUUGAAUAAAAAUGAAACUAAAUUAAUUAGUGAAAAUAAUUCAAAUAAAAUAAGUGAAAAUGAUGCUAAAACAUCGUCCCAAUCAAAAGACAUAAAUUCUGUUGAAGAUUCAACGAUAAAUAAUUCAUGUGUAACGAAUAAAAAUUUAUCUGUUGGUGAUAGUUUACCAUAUACAGACAAUUCUAGUAAUAUAAUUAAUUCUUCGCAUCAGAACCACAUCCAAAAGGGGGGCGAAAAAAUAGGAACGGAAAAAAGUGGAGAAGUGGAAGAAGUGGGAAAUGUAAAAAAAGGUAAAGAAAUAAAAGAAGUGGAAAAUGUGAAAGAGGUUGGAAAAGUAGAAAAAGGUGAAGAAACGAAAGAGGUUGAAGAAGUAGAAAAAAGUGAAGAAAUAAAAGAAGUGGAAAAUGUGAAAGAGGUUGGAAAAGUAGAAAAAGGUGAAGAAACGAAAGAGGUUGAAGAAGUAGAAAAAAGUGAAGAAAUAAAAGAAGUGGAAAAUGUGAAAGAGGUUGGAAAAGUAGAAAACAGUGAAGAAGUGAAAAAAGUGGAAAAGGUAGAAAAAAAUGAAGAAAUAAAAGAAGUGGAAAAAAUAGAAAAAGGUGAAGAAAUAAAAGAAAUGGAAAAAGUGAAAGAAGUUGAAGAAGUAGAAACAAAUGAAGAAACGAAAGAGAUUGAAAGGGUGAAAGAAACUGAAGAAGUGAAAGAGGUUGAAGUAGAAAAAGGUGGAGAAGUGAAAGAGGUUGAAGUAGAAAAAGGUGGAGAAUUGAAAGAGAUUGAAAAGGUGAAAGAAACUGAAGAAGUGAAAGAGGUUGAAAAAGUAGAAAAAAGUGAAGAAAUAAAAGAAGUGAAAAAGGUAGAAAAAGUUGAAGAAGUUGAAAAAGUAGAAAAAAGUGAAGAGGCGAAAGAGGUUGACGAAGUGAAAGAAGUGAAAAAGGUAGAAAAGGUUGAAGAAGUGAAAGAGAUUGUAGAAAUAAAAGAAGUGGAAAAAGUAGAAAACAGUGAAGAAGUGAAAGAGAUUGAAAAGGUGAAAGAAGUGGAAAAAGGUGAAGAAAUAAAAGAAAUGGAAAAAGUGAAAGAAAUUGAAGAAGUAGAAAAAAAUGAAGAAAUAAAAGAAGUGGAAAAGGUAGAAAAAGGUGAAGAAGUGAAAGAAGACAAACUCACUGAGCCUCAAAUAAAGCAGGCAGGAGAGAACGAAACGAAGGAAAUUAAGGAAGGAAACCAUAAUGAUAAGAUUGAUCAAAAAGGGAAGAACGAAGAAAUAAUUGAAGACAAAAAGAUGUUAGAAACAGAGGAUAAAAAUAUAAGUGAAGAAAUAAAAGACGAAAUAAAGAUCAUUAAAUUGGAAAUGAAAAACGAUGAAUACUCAUCAGACAAAAAUAAAACCCAAUUUAACAAAAGCAAUGAUAUUCUUCACAACAUUUUUUUUAAAAGUUCCAUAUUAAACGAUCCUAUCGUAAGUGAUAAGAACAACCAGAAACAUGUGGUCACACAAAGUGAAGGAGAUAAAAAUAGUGAUGAAAAUAAUAAUAGUUUCUCCUUCAAAAAACAUGAAUCAAAUAAUUAUAAAAAAAAAUUAGAAAGUAAGACAUGCUUAAACAAUUUAAAAAUUAUAGAAAAUAGUAAUAAUGUUAUAAAUUCAAAUUUGAAUAGCGAUCAUGUUGAAGAUUUUAAAUCUGAAAAUAAUCCAAAUAAGGUUUCUCAAAAUGCAUAUAAUUUUUUAUUAUAUAGCAAUGAAAGUAAUAAAAAUGAACCCAUAUCUUCUAGUAAUUUAGGUAGUUUAUCAGUAAGUAAUUAUUUUGAUAAUAAUAAUACAGAACAAUAUAUUAAGCCUUAUGAUGAUGUAUGUGAUAGCUCAAAUGAAUUUAACAGCAAUUCUCUUAAUAUCAAAAACUGUAAUACAUUAUUAGGAACAUCACGAUCUAAUGAUUGUACUGAUGCUUCGAAUUUCUUAGCUAAUAAAAAGACUAGUAAUAACAAUAAUAAUGCAAAGAUUAAGAUCAGUAGUAGGGAUAAAAGUCGAAUUAAUAAAUGGCUUACCUUUAACAAUGAAAAUUCAAAUAAUGAAGCUUCUAAUGUUAAUUCUGUAAAUUCAAGUGAAUCUCCAAAUUCAAAUUCACUAUUUAAACAAAGAAAAUCCUUUUUUGAAAAUCUUAAAAAAGAUAAAUUAUUAAACAAUAAUAAAAAUAAACCAGAAAAUAAUAACGAAUUAAAUAUGUUGAAUAAAAAAAAUAAUAAAAAUUUACUAGAAAUAAAUAAUUCUAAUAUUUUAUUUAAUGUAUCUAAAAACGGUUCAAAUGAUUCUUCAAAUAAAAAAAUAAGUUCUGAUGUCAUUAAGAAUGACAAUAAAUUAACAUCACACAACGCAGAAGACACACAUUUAACAAUUUUAAAAACAAAUAUAUAUGAUAAUUAUUACAUGAAAAAUGAUAAAAUUAAAAAUAAUGACAAGGAAACUAAUGAUAUAAAUACCAACAUUAAACAUGAUAAUAAGCAAGUCGAAGGAGACAAAAAAUCCGAUUUAAAAAACACAGACACAUUUCCAUCAUCUGAUGUCUCUAAAAAAUUAACACCAUUCUUUACCAAAUUUGAUACUUCUGAAACUACAAAAAUCGAAAAAAACAAAAACAAUUUAACUAAUGAGUCUGAUGUUAUAGAUGUAAAUAAAAUGACAUUAAAUAAUUAUAUUAUUGAAUCAAGUUUGACUCAAAAAAAUAAUGAAAACACAAUAGAAUUAACGUCACAAAUUGAUGAACCUACUUUUAAUACAUUUUCUAAAACCGUUGAAGAAAAGGAUGCAAAUAUAUCUAGUAAUAAUGAUAUAGAAAAUGAUAAAAAUUACAAUCAGGAAUUUAAUAACAAUAAUAACAUUGAUAUAAAAAUAAGCGAAGUUGCAGAGUUACCGAAAAAAGAUACAAAUUUAGAUAUUAUAAAUCCUAAUCCAAAUGAAAAUGAAAAGAAUACAAAUGUAACAACCGAUAAAAAGGAAGAUGACAAUGCAUCAACGGAUAAAAUAUCAUUUCCAUUUUUCUUAGGAAAUUUGAAUCAAAAAAAGAAGCCAACCUUUAAUGGUUCGACUGAAUCUAGUAAAAAUGAAGAUACAAAUAAUGUUGAAACUAUUGAAAAAACAAAUAAUAAUAAUGAUAAUAAUAAUGAUAAUAAUAAUGAUAAUAAUAAUGAUAAUAAUAAUGAUAAAGAUUUGACGAGUUUAAUUAAAUUGAAUGAUGUCAAAACAAAACACCAAGAUGCAAAAAGUAGCGAAAUAAAUGACAUCAAAAAACCUAUGAAUAAAGGUUUUGAAAAAACUGAGGGAGAAAAUAUUCUGACAGAAAAAGAGCCAACAUUAGAUUCAUAUGAUAAUGAAACAAAUAACACUAUUUCUAAUAUUGGAAAAAUUGUAGAACCUCUAUCUAAUUCUUCUUUUCUUAGUUUAAAGAUAAAUGACUCGAAUAAAAUAAAUCAAACUUUUAAAAGAGAUGAUAUUACAGAUGAUGAAAAAAAAACAAAUGCAAAUAUUGAAAUUUAUACAGGAUUAAUUGGCAAGAUUUUAUCAAGUAAUAAAAAUGAAGAAAAUAGUAAUGGUUUGUUAAAUAUAUCUUCACCAAAUUCAAACAAUAAGGAUGAAUCUGACAUUUUAGUAAAAAAUGAAAAGAUGAGUGAAGAAAAAGAGUUUACCCUAAGUAGCGUAAUUGAUAAUAUAAAGGAUCCAUUGGAACAUAUAGAAUUCAAAGAAGAUAAGGAAAAAAGUGAAAUAAAUGAACUAUCAGGUGAUAUAUUUGUUGAUAAUAUUGAAUCUGAAAACAAAAAUAAUGAAAACCCACAAGACACCAAUUUUGAAAAAACAGAAACCUUAAUCAGUGAAGGAAGAAGUUCAUAUGCAUCAAACACAAAAAAUUAUAAAAACAAUAAAAAUAAAAAAAAAAAACGAAAAAAUAAAAUAUAA